Messenger RNA from Leguminivora glycinivorella, 644 nucleotides. RefSeq names its product 39S ribosomal protein L41, mitochondrial (gene mRpL41). Bases 83 to 571 code for a protein of 162 amino acids. Gene Ontology annotation, cellular component: mitochondrial large ribosomal subunit. Gene Ontology annotation, molecular function: structural constituent of ribosome. The record is from RefSeq and is a predicted model, not a curated record. The transcript has a single exon. NCBI's taxonomy places the organism in Eukaryota, Metazoa, Arthropoda, Insecta, Lepidoptera, Tortricidae. Gene Ontology annotation, biological process: translation.
UCACAUGCAAGCCGUCAAAUUUAUCAAUAACAUAACCAAAUAAUAUUUUUUAUUUAAAUUAUUUGAUUAAAGUUACAUAAAAAUGUCCAAGAUAUCAAACUUAAUUAAUUUCAUAGCCAAACGAAGCAUCAGUUGCACAGCACCACUUGAAGGUAAAAGAAAUUUUCGAAAAUUUCCAAUUCCUAACAAGAGGGGAAGUCGUCUGCACAGAGAACGACAGAGUGGCCCAAACCCUGAACUAGAGGUCGACAAACGUGGCGUGAGAGACAUAGGGUACUACUUGAAUGGCCGUUUCGUCAAGGUACCUGAGCUGAUCCCCGAACUGAUUGUGCCCGACCUCAAAGACUGCCAUCUUAAACCGUAUGUAACUUACAAGGUUACUGAUGUUACCCAAAGCGAAUUCACGCCACAACAACUAUUCGACGCUGUUUAUAGCAAAAAGAUCGUGACAGACUUCAAGCAAGGGAAGUUAGACGAGAAUGGUGAGGCUCUUGAACCCUCCGAGGAAGAGAAACUGCAACCCGCUGAUGCCGUGGCUCGGGCGAAACGAACGGGCUCCGACAUAUUUUAACUGUUAGUGAAAUAUGAAACUGUUAGUGUAUUUAAUAGAUAAGGAUUUUGAAUUAAUAAAGUAGUUCUGUUUA